AUGCUUUUGAAACGUCAGGGCAGUAAAACUAUGGUUCCCGAGAUGGCCUUUUCUUCUCAUUUAUGUCCGGGGACGCGCAUCUUCGCUUCUAUUAGCAAUAUUUUCGGACGCGAAGCGCUUGAGUCCGCACGGCGUUGGGAAAUAUUCACCCUUCUUGUGUCUUCUACGUACGCGCAAAUACAAUUCCUCCACAGAGGCCUUGAAAAUCAUGUGCUUUCGAAGAGCCUGUCCUACAGGCCACCGGUGAACACAAGUCUGGCGAAACGGUGUGUGGCUGAGUAUGGCAGACGAAUGAUUCCGGCGCUUCUCCAUGACUGCCAUCUUCGACUGCGUAAAUACAACAGGGUUUUUAGCCAGGCGGUUACAAAGUGCGUCGAACUCAUCGGUGAGGUCGGAGUCGCGCAUUUGCAACAAGUGAUUAAUAAACGAGCCCGGAACCUGCGAGCAACAAGAGAUGCCGAACUGGCGGUCAAGCUCCAAAGCAUAAGCAAAUCAUCUCAAGAGGAGAACGAAGUCCUGGUGCACAACAUGUCCAUUAAGCAGCUGGCUCCUGCGCAAAUGAAAGUACUGCGUCAUGAGGCCUGCUUUAACACCACAGACGCCGAUCCAGUCAACCUCGUGGCCACGGUUGAGUCGAUUCUCAAACAAACCGGGGAAUCCGACGAAACAAAGCAACUCAUUCGACAGCAGGUAUCCUCCUUGGCGAUGGCGCACAAACCACGUGAAACCAUUACCAAGGCCGAGCAGAGUGCUCUCAAGACACUGAGGGCUGACACCAGCAUCGUGAUUCUACCAGCAGACCAAGGGCGCUCCACAGUUGUGAUGGAUAAGGCACACUACAUUCAGAAGGCCAAUGCCCUAAUAGAAGACCGACAGGCGUACCUACCAUGUGACGAUAAACCGAUGGGGAAGCUGGUGACGCAACUGGACAAGACGCUCGCCGAUAUGCAAACUAGCGAGGCAAUAAAUAAAUCGGUACGACUGGCCAUUAAGCCAGUAGACGCGGCCGCACCACAAUUUUACGGACUGCCAAAGGUACACAAGGCGGGGGUGCCCCUCCGGCCAAUCUUAUCAUUGCGCGGCGCACCUACAUUCAAUUUGGAUAAAUGGGUGUUCCGAAACCUGAGGUCUCUCACCUCGGACGCGGGCACGACGGUCUGUUCAGCGACUCAGUUCCUGGAGCGGAUCAAAGGGAUGAGACUUUCCGAGGACGAGGUCAUGGUGUCAUUCGACGUGACCUCUCUUUUCACUUCGCUUCCGUAA
Molecule: messenger RNA, 1263 nt
Organism: Spirometra erinaceieuropaei
Lineage: Eukaryota; Metazoa; Platyhelminthes; Cestoda; Diphyllobothriidea; Diphyllobothriidae
Source: the annotation of a GenBank genome assembly